GUGUAAAAACAUUCGAUGGUGUUUGGUUGAUUCGAUUUUUUUUCAUUUUUCACCAUCAAGUUUAUCUCUUUUAGAAAAUUGAAAUUUUGGUUUGAUUUCUUUACUUUGAAACAACAUUGGUAAGAUAAACGAUAAUGGCUGUUGAUUAUACAUUACCGAAAUCGGAAUUACCUGCACCGAUUCGUGUUUCACCAUUUAUUCGAUUUUGCCGUUGGAGUCUUCUUAUAGCCGGAGUUGCCUAUGGAAUGAAACAUCAUAGAACAUUGGCCGAACGUGAACGUUUACAUCGUAUUAAACUUCGUGAACAAAAACUAAUCUGGGAUGAAGAACAACGUAUAUUGGCUAAUCGUCGAACUCGAGAACAAUUAUUGUCAUUGGCUAAAGAAAUAAAUGUACCAAUACCGGAUGAUUUUGAUAAACAAUAUCCACCCGUAUAAUCAUCCUUAACAAAUUUCUUAUCCAAAUUGAAUAGCCCAAAAUUCCUUCAUCGAUAUUCAAAUCGAGAAUUUCGGGUCGUCAAAAUGAAAAAUUUAGUGUUAAAUAAUAAUAACAAAAUGAAUAAAUAAAUAAAAAUUUUCUUCAAAAUCAGA
Molecule: messenger RNA, 590 nt
Organism: Dermatophagoides pteronyssinus (European house dust mite)
Lineage: Eukaryota; Metazoa; Arthropoda; Arachnida; Sarcoptiformes; Pyroglyphidae
Gene: ATPsynE
Product: ATP synthase, subunit E
Biological process (GO): proton motive force-driven ATP synthesis
Cellular component (GO): proton-transporting ATP synthase complex
Molecular function (GO): proton transmembrane transporter activity
Source: RefSeq, a predicted model, not a curated record